This is a messenger RNA of Bacillus rossius redtenbacheri, 2211 nucleotides long. RefSeq lists its product as uncharacterized. Lineage: Eukaryota; Metazoa; Arthropoda; Insecta; Phasmatodea; Bacillidae. Bases 158 to 1978 code for a protein of 606 amino acids. The transcript is spliced from 2 exons. Gene Ontology annotation, molecular function: DNA binding. The record is from RefSeq and is a predicted model, not a curated record. Gene Ontology annotation, cellular component: nucleus.
AGUGAGCAAAUGGCCGCGGCCCUUGGCCCACGUGGUUUGUAGCGAAUUGUUUAAUCAAAAAACCUACUUUUGAGGAACUCCAAACUUUUCAAGGAUGCCCAGAACGAAGGACAAAUAUGAAAAAAAGAAUGUGAGGUUGUAAUGGGAUGCACACAACAUGGAGGAAGCCAUCAUAGCUGUUCGUGAAUGCAAGAUGGGAACUUUGAAGGCAAGUAAAAUUUUUAAUGUUCCUAGAACUACUCUCCAAACUUUGAGUAAAAAAAUUGAUGUUGAGCCCGCCCAAGCUGCUCAAGUCAAGCUGGGCAGGAAAACUUUAUUAUGGGAAGAGUUGGAACUUGAGAUUGUGGAUUACUUGCUCGACAUGGAGAAAUAUUUUUUUGGAUGCACUCUUAAAGAUUUGAGGCGUCUGGCUUCUGAAUUAGCCAUUCGGAAUGGCCUGGAAACACCCUGGAAAGAUUCUGAGGAAGCUGGUAGGUCAUGGCUUGAUUUGUUCAUGAAAAGACACAGAGAUCGUUUAUCUCUACGAAAACCAUGUGGGACCUCAUUUGCUAGAGCCCUUGGCUUACACCGAGAAAAUGUUGAAGCCUUCUUCAAUAUGUUGGAAGAGCUCUAUGACAAAUUCAAGUUUCCCCCAGACAGAGUUUUCAAUGUUGAUGAAAGCGGUUUGACAAUAGUUCAGAGUAAAAAUCCUUCAGUCAUUUCAAGAAAAGGUAAAAAACAAGUGGCUGCCUUGACAUCUGCUGAAAGAGGUAGAACCAUCACAGUUAUUGCUUGCAUGAGUGCUUCUGGGAUUUUCAUUCCUCCAUAUGUGAUUUUCCCAAGGGUGAAUAUGGCCACAACGCUUAUGAAAGGUGCUCCUCCUGGGACUAUUGGAAGGGCCCACCCAUCUGGCUGGGUGCAAACUCAUCUGUUCACCGAAUGGCUGUAUUUAUUUAUUGAACGCACUAAACCAACUGAACAAUCCCCUGUGCUUCUUGUAUUGGAUGGCCAUUACAGCCAUGUGCGAAAUAUUGAAGUAAUUGACUUGGCAAGGGCUAACUUUGUGACCAUUGUGUGUCUCCCUCCUCACUCAACCCAUAAACUCCAACCACUGGACAAGAGUUUCAUGGGUCCAUUGAAGGCUCACUACAGUGAGGAAAUUAGAAAAUGGUUAAGGCAUUCUAACCGCCCUGUCACAACAAAUGACACAAUGGAGCUCUUUGGCAAAGCCUACCUGAAAGUUCAGACUGGAGAGAUUGCUGUGAAUGGUUUCAGAGCAACGGGGAUAUACCCUCUUGAUAAGCAUAUUUUCUCAGACAGUGAAUUUUUGGCUGCUGCACAGGAAGCUGAUAAAACUUGCAGCCCAUCACUUUCUGCGGCAACUUCUGUCAAUUUUCCUGACCCUUCCACUACACAAAAAGUGGAUCAACGAUCAAUAAAUAAGCAUCAACUUUUUAGCACCCCGGAUAAACAACUAAACCCUCAAGCUUCAACAUCCAAACAGGUUAGUCCAUAUGAAGUAGCUCCGAUUCCCAUUGUCGCAAAGAAAAAGAGCAAUCGAGGUCGUAAGAGUGCAAAGACUUGCAUCAUAACUGGAUCUCCCUACAAAGAAGAACUGAAGAAAAGUGUGGAGCGUGCAGCCUUGAACAACAGUCGAAAAAUUGUGAACGUGGAAUCAAGUGCUCAAGCAAAGAGAAAGAAGUCAAAAGCAACAAGCCAACCCAAAAGGUCAAAGAGGAAAGCUCAACAAGAUGUGUCGGACUCGGAAGAAGACCACAGGCACCCUCCAAUUGAUGACAACAGUGGUGAUGACCAGCUAGCGGUUCCUCUGGAGGAUAAACCUGGCGACGACAAUGCAGCAUGUAUUUUCUGUGAUGGACUCUUUUCAGAUGACGUUAGAGGGGAAGUGUGGAUUCAGUGCUACAAUUGUGAAGAUUGGGCACAUUCUGAUUGUGCUGGAAUGGAAAAAGACAUAUACAUCUGUGACUUCUGCAAGUAAAAAAAAUGAAAAAUGUGCUUUUAUUUUUAAUUAAAAUUUUUAGUGGUUUAAAGACAGUAGUUAAUAGAGUUUCUGAACAAAAAUUGUUUUUUUUUUUUAAAUUUUUUAUGUGAUUAUUUCUUCUUUCUUUAGGAGUAGCCCAUAUUUGGACCACCACUGAAAAACUAACCUUUUUACCUCUUUGUAUAAACAUGUGGUUUUGGAUAAAUAAAACUGUUAAUUUGCAUUUUGAA